GUGUGUUGUAAGGUUUCAAUAAAAUAGCACUUAGUGAAGCAAGGUACACAAAUAAUACUCAAUGAAUGGUAAGCAAUAUUGUUAUGAUGCAUUUAUUUUUACAGAGUUUUAUGACCCUUUUAUUCUCUGCUCCAACAUUGGCAUGUUUCUGUUAUUCUUUUCAGUAUUAUUUAAUUUAUUCCCCAAAGGAGAGCAGCUAAGAGUAUUGCCCAGCCACAGGCUCUCAACCAUCACCCCAAGCCUCAGAUUCUCCUCACACAGCCACAGCUGUACCACAUGGCCCACGUGGUAUGUUUCUAAUUCCUCUGACAUCUAAUUCUCACUUUUGGGCAAUGUUUGUCUCAUCAAGCUUUACACACAAAUAUUUUCAGCAAAGUGCUCCAAAUGCCUUUUUCAGAAAUCUGAAUCCACAUGAAAACAAUGGCAACAAGAAAAAGGUGUAAACUUUCCAGAACAGGCCCAGAAUUUGAAAAUGUGAUAAAGAGGUUAUUGUGCGCCCGAACUUUUCACACAAGAAUUGGAGGAGAUUUAACACAUGGAAUAAUAAACAGAGGAAGUCUGGCUAAUGCAGAGCAGAUGGGCCUGCAGGGCAGUGCUCAGCAUUUCAACAUCUUCCCCCUGGACCUUUGGACUCAAGGUAAGAAAACUGGAGUUCAGAAAAGUGGGGGGACUGACUCAAUCCCAGCUGCUGGCAGAUCUGGGACUGCAAACCAGCCUUCCAUUGCUCCACACAGGUGUCUCUUCUCACGUGGAAUCACAGCAUCGGAUGGACUGAAAAGAGGAAGAGGCUGCAAUGGAGCAGCACACCUGGUGUGUGGGGAUGCCUGGAAAACAGAAUUAGGAGAGCCCUGGGUCAGCAUUGCUCUGGCACUGGCUGGGCUGGGGGCUAUCCUGAUUCUAGAAUUAUCUUGGUUUGUGGGAUAGAAAUGUCCCCAAAGUGGAGAAGUUCAGUUCAAUCCAACAUCCUUAUAUUGCAAUGAGGAUAAAGACCACAGACCCUAUGGCCUGUAUGACCCAGCUGCCCAUUUCUAGGAACCCAUUCCUACAAAAAUGACAACAUGCGUGUGCAAACAGCGGCAAUGACAAACAUACCCUGGGAUGCUUUCCCUGUGUGGUUUGUUGUAGUAAGAUAGUGGCCACAGCUUAUAUAUCAUCAACAGAGGACUGGCUAAAUGAUGGCACUUGAUUCUGCAGAACCUUUUGCUGUAGUCAAAAAGAACAAGUUAGAUCUGUACGUAUGAACAUGGAAAGGUAUCCGUGACUUAUAUUAAGUAGAAAAAUUGCAGAAUGAUAUUUAUAGUAUAACUUCAUUCUUACAAAAACCGUUUUCCAAAACUGUGUGUGUAAAAGGGCUCGAAGGACACAUCCACCGUCUUAAUAGUGGUUACAUCUAGGGAGGAGAGUUGGGGCUUGAGGCAGACUUUGGCCAUUCAAUUUGGAUGGGGGCCAGAGACCCCCUCUCAGAUCUGAGAAUGCUGUACUUUCUUUCCAGCCUCCUUUGCAGCACAGGCCAUGACAAAGACUCUGUUAAGUCACCUUGGGUGGGAGGGGACAGGGCGUUUCCUCUAUCUGGCAGAGGGGGCUGCAAGGUCAAAUUCCUGACAGAAGUGGUGCUGUUUCCUGCUGUAGCGUGCAGUGGUUAUGUACUGUAGUGCUUAACGGUGGCAGAGGCAGCUUCAAACACACCAGCACACUGGUCAACUUUGGGGUCUUACUCUUGGAAGCCUGGCCUGGAGCUUCCCUCUCACAUUCUGUGAACCACCCCACAUCCUUCUAGUAAACUCUUCUGCUUCAUGGUUUAGAGUCAGCUGAGUUAGAGGGACUUCUGAUUAUUUUAUGCAUGUCGUCUGAUACACAAAUAUAGGUACACAUUUUUUAACCAAACAUAUUUAAGAGAAUACAGAUGAUCUAGCCUAAAGGAGCAUGUAGU
This is a messenger RNA of Chlorocebus sabaeus (green monkey), 1930 nucleotides long. RefSeq names its product APRG1 tumor suppressor candidate. NCBI's taxonomy places the organism in Eukaryota, Metazoa, Chordata, Mammalia, Primates, Cercopithecidae. The record is from RefSeq and is a predicted model, not a curated record.